Molecule: messenger RNA, 2941 nt
Organism: Syngnathus typhle (broad-nosed pipefish)
Lineage: Eukaryota; Metazoa; Chordata; Actinopteri; Syngnathiformes; Syngnathidae
Exons: 6
Coding region: 187-843 (218 amino acids)
Molecular function (GO): zinc ion binding; DNA binding
Source: RefSeq, a predicted model, not a curated record
AGUGUUGCUGGGGGAUGACGUCAUGCUGGUCGUUUCCAAUGUCGGGAGCUCGCGCACUACCGUAGGAGGCCGCUCGGCGCACAACUUCUCCCGACAAAAAUUCAAACCCAAGGUCUUCGACAGCCGCCGGUACCGUGACGCCCAGGAAGAUCCAGUCCCACCCCCCCUCACCCUCUCUGUUGGAGCAUGGCUCAGGAGACCAAUCAGACCCAGGUGCCCAUGCUUUGCACGAUGGGAUGCGGUUUCUACGGUAACCCCCGCAACAACGGCAUGUGCUCGGUCUGCUACAAGGAACACCUACAGAGACAACAGGGAGGGGGGAGAUCCAGUCCUCCCGGGGAGAAAGCUGCGACGUCGCCGUCGGGGAUGCCGGGGCCCGGUGAUGUCGUUCCAGAGAGCACGGUCCCUGGCGCCGAGGCGCCGACGCGGACGUCACCUGACGAACCAACAUCCAGCGUCAGUCCUGGCUCAGCCAGUCCAGUAACUCAACAGAUGACGGCCAUGAGCAUCUCCCAGGACUCGGGAGCCGUCGACUCGGAUCGAGUGGAGGCCGAGGACGCUGAAGAGGAGGAAUCGUCCGGCACCUCAGAGCUAGCAGGAGAAGCUGCACAGACCUCCGACGGCGAGCAAACUCCUGAUAAAAACAAGAAAAAGAACCGCUGCUUUUCUUGCCGGAAGAAAGUUGGCCUCACCGGUUUCGACUGCCGCUGCGGCAACCUGUUCUGUGCCAUCCACCGUUACUCCGACAAGCAUGACUGUCCCUACGAUUACCGGAGCGCCGCCGCUGCCCGCAUACGCAAGGAGAACCCCAUCGUGGUGGCGGAGAAAAUCCAAAAGUUAUGAAGACUCGAGGACGACGAUGGCGCGCACGCCUCUCUUGACAAUUGGCAACAACGGUGACAUCACGGCUUCAUUCGUUCAUGGUGAUCUUAAGCCAGGGGAGGGGCGGGGCGGGGCGAUGCGCUCGCAUCCGCUGUCCAGACACUUUUCCUCCCUUACUAGCAUCUCCACUAGCGACUGAGUGUUUUCUGUACGAUUGUGUUUGUAUGCGAGGAUGCGUGCGGGAGAAGAGCAGCGGGGGCCGGGACACGCUGCGGUGGGGUGGGAGGGGGGUUGGGGGGUCGUGCGAGAUUUUUCUUUUUAUUUCUCAUGCCAACCUGGUGAAGAACAAAGAUGGAUCAUGAGGUGGAAUCCCCACUGACUUGGAGAUGGGCGAAAGGGCUUCAGAGUCGCAGCUCCGCUCUUAGAUACGAUGUCAACUUCUCCGUCAUCCCCCUUUCCCCUUCCCGACUUUCUCCAUCACCACAUUUUGGACUUUUGUCAGCAAUUUCCAGCAGCGUCUCUCUCUUUGAUAUAUUGACUUCUAUCGGGUGCAUGAGGGGUAACUUGACUUAACCGAGUGAUUGGAUAUGUUUUUUUUUUUCCCCUUCCUGUUUUAAUGAGCGUGUGACUUCAGAAGAUCUAUAUUAAUAUAUUGUAGUUAGCUUGUGUGAUUGCAUUCUAUUUAUUUUUUAUCAUUUUGGUGGGUCGGCUGGAGGAUUGGGAGCAGGUGUGGGCAAAUCGCAAAAGUUUUGAAUUCAGAAUUCUAUCUCGAUUUGACGGUAUUGCAGGGGGCGGGGGGCAUAUAUCCAUUUGUAUUGCGCAAAAAAAAAAAAGGUAAUUGCGGCUGAAUUUGGAAAUGGAAGUGACUUUUGGCCUCUUUCACACUUCUGCAACUUUAUUUUUGUACAACGGGCUGUUCUUUCAAAUUCACAACAGAUGACGCAUCAACAUUUACGGAAUUGUUUGGAAUUUCAGCUUGUCAACAGCAAAUAUUUUCCCAUCUCUGUCAAUCAAAAUAAAACAUUUGUUUUUACUCGGGCAAAAAACAUUAACUGAAUUUUUAUUUGUUUUCUGCACUAUCAAUUUAAAAUCUAUUUUUGAAGAGAGAUGGAAAAGCAUUUUUUUUUUUAAUCAGAUUCAUUAACUUGACAAAAUAUCAACUGAUUAAAAGAAAAAUUGUCACAAAUGAAAAAGAAACUCAAUGCAGUGCGUGUGAAAGAGGCAUGUGGCGCACCUGCUCAGUUUUGUUCUGUGUCCGGGGUCGAUUUGAUUCUAUUAUUAGUUUUUUUUUUUUUUGGGUGAGCACUGUGUGAAGCUCCCUGUCGCUCCAAGCACCAGCAGACCACUGACACGUGCUGAAUGAAAACUGACCCGGCUUGCAAAAACAGAAAAAUCUUUAAAGUGGAAUUUCAAACAAAUCUAAAAUGCACUCUGACCUUUAUGGCAUUGAGAAGCCUAAAAAUAUCAAUUUUAAGAUCCGCUCUAAAGGUCAUGGUGCAUUUUUUUGGGUUUCUUGUGGCGAUUUCACCCGAAGGCCUCAUGCCAUAGUUUUUGUGAAUAGUCUCCGUGUGUGCUUGUCCAACCAAGUAGCCCCUCCCCCAAGCUGCUUCUUGAAAGAUAGAAAUAAUAAUCAUGAUAAUAUGCAUGUGUGCUGCCUAACAUACAUGUUAAGAGUUUUGUAGCCGCACAGCAGUAGCACAAUGCAUGGCUGCAAACUGGAGGUACCAUUAACAACUGCCCGAAAGAAAAUUGUAAAUCCCGCUCAUGUAAUUCACGGACAUUAUCUCUCUUCUACAAAACAAAAAAACAUUUCCUACAAGCCACGUGAUCCUUCAUCCAUGCUUUUAUUCCAUUUGUAGCUGAGGGAUGGGGAAAAGGCGGAAUUGAUUGAGGGGACGGGGGGGCAGUUUUUCUAGACGAAAUAACAUUUGAGGGACCAGCCCAAUCUGCUGUUGUUGGAGACAGGCUUUUUAAUCAAUAUUCCUAGCAAAAGCGUCACAUUUGGCUUCCUUUUGGGGCCCCUUCCAAGUUAAGCUAUAGGAAACGCUUUCAAGUGCGGUGGAUGUUUUCUCCUUUUUUUUUUUCCGCCCAAAUAAAGAGUUGAUUGAAUGUAAACCAA